Messenger RNA from Exaiptasia diaphana, 1036 nucleotides. Its product is annotated as lactadherin-like. NCBI's taxonomy places the organism in Eukaryota, Metazoa, Cnidaria, Anthozoa, Actiniaria, Aiptasiidae. The coding region runs from base 5 to 508 and encodes 167 amino acids. The transcript is spliced from 3 exons. The record is from RefSeq and is a predicted model, not a curated record.
UCUGAUGGACAAGGAUGGUGUCAACUACCGAUGUCGGUCAGAUUGUGCAGCACCCUUAGGAAUGCAAGACGGACGCAUCGCAGACUCACAAAUCAGCGCCUCAUCUGUGUACCCCUCGAGCGAAGUUCAGCCUUUUAAUGCAAGAUUACACUUGACUGUCACUGGUGCAGGCUGGAGCGCAGCCAAGACAGCUGUUGGUGAAUAUCUGCAAAUCGACUUGAAAAAGACGCACAUCAUUAGCAAAGUAGCGACACAAGGUCGAUAUACACCAGGGGGUUUGCAAUAUGUUAAAUUGUAUUAUUUGACGUACAGCCAUGACGAUGUACAGUGGACAACGUUCAACUAUGGCGGGGAAAUGAAGAAGUUUCAAGGCAACGCUGACAUGAGCACGGUCGUUACACACACACUACCUGUGCCAAUCAGAACACGAUUCAUCAGAUUUGUAGCCCUGGAGUGGUAUGCUUGGAUAUCAAUGAGGGUGGAGCUGUAUGGGUGUGCCUCUAAUUAACAACGCCAGGAACCAAACCCGUGACAUUUAGAUGAAUGGUUGCUAAGGAACCGACACAGAAACAAACAACACUGCAAUUUCGARUUUUWUGUUUGCCCUGUGUUAGCAUCAAAACCAAGUAUUCUUUUGUUUCAUUGACAGCACGAGAAAACGCAUUGAAAUUGUAAAGACAGACAAUAAAAUUAAUUUGAAAUCUCACAMGUUUAUACAGUAUACACACAAYAAGGAAUAUUUUGCACACAAAUGAGGCWAACACAGAGYAUCGGAGAAUUCRAAACUGGAKUAUUCAUGCAUGCUUGUUAAGGUAAACCCUMACGAGUGCCUCGGGUCAAAGCUUUGUAUAUAAAUCCAUACACAAAAUGCCUUGUAGCUUAGUUAUCACCAUGGAUACGCAUGACAUCAUGGUGAUGAACAAAUGCCUGGCUGCUUAGUUGUCACCAUGGGAAUGCAUGACGUKAUGCURCAUAGGAUAUUCCCAUAGAAACACCUAMGUCACGUUUCGAUGARCUGUUACCUUUGACAUACAMU